This is a messenger RNA of Kogia breviceps (pygmy sperm whale), 738 nucleotides long. RefSeq names its product ribosomal protein S9 (gene RPS9). Gene Ontology annotation, molecular function: structural constituent of ribosome; rRNA binding. The record is from RefSeq and is a predicted model, not a curated record. Gene Ontology annotation, biological process: translation; ribosomal small subunit biogenesis. NCBI's taxonomy places the organism in Eukaryota, Metazoa, Chordata, Mammalia, Artiodactyla, Physeteridae. Gene Ontology annotation, cellular component: cytosolic small ribosomal subunit.
UGUGCUCGUUAUUCCGGGUGUGGGUUGUAAGGUCUUGCGGACCAUCCGAGCUUUAAUGAGUUCGCUAAAGAAGAUGCAGACGGGCAAGUAGAGCCAGCAUGCCGGUGGCCCGGAGCUGGGUUUGUCGCAAAACCUAUGUGACCCCGCGGAGACCUUUCGAGAAGUCCCGCCUCGACCAAGAGCUGAAGCUGAUCGGCGAGUAUGGGCUCCGGAACAAACGUGAGGUCUGGAGGGUCAAAUUUACCCUGGCCAAGAUCCGCAAGGCUGCCCGGGAGCUGUUGACGCUGGAUGAGAAAGACCCGCGGCGUCUGUUUGAAGGCAACGCCCUGCUGCGGCGACUCGUCCGUAUCGGGGUGCUGGACGAGGGCAAGAUGAAGCUGGAUUACAUCUUGGGCCUGAAGAUUGAGGAUUUCUUGGAGAGACGCCUGCAGACCCAGGUCUUCAAGCUGGGCCUGGCCAAGUCCAUCCACCAUGCCCGUGUGCUGAUCCGCCAGCGCCAUAUCAGGGUCCGCAAGCAGGUGGUGAACAUCCCAUCCUUCAUUGUCCGCCUGGACUCCCAGAAGCACAUCGACUUCUCCCUGCGGUCUCCAUAUGGGGGCGGCCGCCCGGGCCGCGUGAAGAGGAAGAACGCCAAGAAGGGCCAGGGCGGGGCUGGAGCCGGCGAUGACGAGGAGGAGGAUUAAGCCCACCCCGCCCCGCCUGCGCUGAUGGGGUGUCUAGUUUUCCAGCCAGAUAAUA